This is a messenger RNA of Ananas comosus (pineapple), 1139 nucleotides long. RefSeq lists its product as uncharacterized. Lineage: Eukaryota; Viridiplantae; Streptophyta; Magnoliopsida; Poales; Bromeliaceae. Gene Ontology annotation, molecular function: 5S rRNA binding; structural constituent of ribosome. Gene Ontology annotation, cellular component: ribosome. The coding region runs from base 413 to 973 and encodes 186 amino acids. The transcript has 3 exons. The record is from RefSeq and is a predicted model, not a curated record. Gene Ontology annotation, biological process: translation.
CUCAAAAUUAUAUCGUUGGCUCAGAAUAUCGGAAACCCUCUCCUCCUUUCUCUAUCCCUCUCCCUCUCCUCGUCUCCGAGCGCUCGAUUGUUAAAACCCUUAUUCCUCCGUCACCAAAACCCUUCCAUUUCCUCCUCGCUCCCUCUCUCUCCCCAACCUUUCCGAUCGUCAACCUCCGCCGCCACCUACGCCGCCGCCGUCUCCUCCUCCUCCUCCUCCGCCGCUGCCGCCGCCGGAGAAGGUUCUCUCUCGCUCUCUCUCGCUCUCUCUCGCUCUCGCUAGAUCACAUGUCACACGAGUCUGGGUCGAGGGCGAAUUGGAUUGGCAAAGAUCCGAGAUCAAACAGGUUUUAGUCAUAUAAAGGGUACUAAGCAUUGUAUUGUAGCUUGUCCCAGUUUUUAUUUAUCUGGAAAUGUUCAAACACAUCUUCAGCCAAACUUUGAAGAAAGGAACUGCUAUUCUAGAGCACAAUAGUUCGGCACUUCCAUAUGUUUGUAGGAGCAGCUUCCACCAUGGGCAGGUCCUAGCAUCCCCUAGAAGCUUCUUCGGGGUAGAAGAUUUCGUGGACGACGACAACAGCCGGCCAUACACAUACAAGAAGGAGAAAAAAUCCAAAAACCCACAUAAACACAUAUCGUUUAAGCAGCGCACAAUAGCUUACAUGGAGCCCUUCUCGCUCGACGUAUUCAUAUCCAAAAGGUUCGUAUCAGCUUCAAUCACACACAGAGUCACCUGCAAGCAAGUCGCAGUUGCCGGCACGAAUUCGAAGGACAUUAAGGCUGUUCUCAAGUCACGAUCGGAUAUACCCGCGUGCCUAGCUGUGGGGCGCUUCUUGGCGGAUCGGGCCCGGGAGGCCGAUGUGUACACUUGCACCUAUACUCCGAGAGAAAGGGAUAAAUUUGAAGGGAAGAUCCGUGCGGUCGUGCAGUCUUUAAUAGAUAAUGGAAUCGAUGUAAAAGUUUAUCUUGAUUGAUUCAUAGUCAUCGGUCGUUGAUCGACUCGGUUUGUAUCAUCAAAAUCUUUUGCCAUUAAUGGUUGGCAUGGCAUUAUUGCUGCUCUGAUAUCUGUUUAGCUCGACUGGAGCUUUUGUACAAGUAUUAUUUAAGUAGCAUUAUUGAUAGAAGCACUAGUUGUUGUUU